This is a messenger RNA of Hevea brasiliensis (rubber tree), 1559 nucleotides long. RefSeq lists its product as uncharacterized. Gene Ontology annotation, biological process: male meiosis II. NCBI's taxonomy places the organism in Eukaryota, Viridiplantae, Streptophyta, Magnoliopsida, Malpighiales, Euphorbiaceae. The record is from RefSeq and is a predicted model, not a curated record. The transcript is spliced from 3 exons. The coding region runs from base 155 to 1234 and encodes 359 amino acids.
UUCAAAAACCGUUGGAGCCAAAAUUACUUUUCAAUUUCCAUUCUUUACAUUACACGAUCUCUCUCUCUCUCCCCCCUUAGUAUUUUAGCCUAUCUCACCAUGAACAAGAAGACCGUCUAGCCACAUAUUCUUCAUCCCAACUUGGAGAACUCUGAUGGGGUGCUUUCUUGCCUGCUUUGGCCUUUCUUGCAAGGGAAAGCGCAGAAAGCCUGCCAAUAGAGUUCAACAUGGAGACCAUGGAUUUGGUAGCUAUGAACCUCUGGAUUCAACUUCUGCGGUUCUGGAUAUAACAGGGGAGCCCAUAAACUCUGAGCUCAGGAAGAAGAAUAAGGAACAAUUGAACUGCAAAAUUAGAAAGAAAGUUAGCUUUAACUUGAAUGUCCGGAGUUAUGAGCCGAUUCCAAAUGAAGAAAGUACGGACCAUUUGUGGAAAACUGAGGAAGAUGAAAACAAAGAAGAGAUUAGCAAAGAAACUACAAAAGAAGACCAAUCUCCGUCUCUUGCCGAGGGGGAUUUGAUAGCGACAAAAAUGGCACCUUAUCCAUCGAAUUAUAGAUAUCGAAACUGCAUUGACAGCUACGAUGAAGAGUAUGAAGAAAGUAACUUGGAUGAUGAUGAUGAUGAUUUUGACGAGGAUGACGAAAGUGGUGGCGAUAUUGAUGAUAUGGGAAUAAGCCAAGAAGAGUUUUCUGAGAAAUUAAUGUCUUUAUCGGCGAGUUCAAAUAAGAGAGAAUCCUCAACUGAGUUUUCUGAGGAAACAUCCGAAAAUCUGAAGCCCCUUGGAGAUUUGAAUGAGGGAGGAUUGAAAUCGAUUGGGAUGAAUCGAAAUGCUCGAUCUAGGAGUCAAUAUGUUCAUUCUGUGCUGAACCCAGUAGAAAAUCUCAGUCAGUGGAAAGCAGUGAAGGCCAAAGGAAGGUCACCAGUGAAGUGCCACAGAAAAGAGAAUAUUGCAUUAGAGCAACAAGUACGGAAACCCACGCCUCCGAUGCAAGAAAUUGCAGUUGAUGCCAGUCUCUCAAACUGGUUAUUUUCCUCUGAUUCCUGUCAGUCCAGAGCCACAUCCAUUACCAAGAGUAGCACCAUAGCACCAUUCCUGUGCAAACUACAUCAUCAAAGAAAAGUUCAUUUGGCAGCACAUUUUCGGGUAGAGGCAGAGAAGAUAUGCCCACUUAAGAUAUCACCAAUUUGGAGGCUUGACAACAAAUCAUAUUGUUCAAAUCCUCCGUCGAGUUGAGAAAAUUACACAACACAUUGAUAUGGAUUGAAGCUAAGACUAAUUUCAUAGAAGAGAUAAGAAGUGAAAAUAGUUGUUGUCAUGAGAAGUUUGAAAGGAUCUACGCAUCAAAAAUGAAUCUUUUUCAGAAGUUGCUCUUGUUAUUUUCUGUAGCCUACACCGUGCAAGUGUGAAACAAUUUGGGGUGUUGUUCGUCUCUCUUCUGAUUCUUUGAUCCACUUCUUCUGAUUGGUUUCAGAAGAAUGAUGUUGGGUAGUUCAGUUCAGAAAGUGCGUUCGAAUUUUUCUCUUAUUUCUUUUUCUCAUGCUUUCAUUUAUUCCCUCCA